ACGGCGGUGGGAUGAGCACCCGGCCCCGCCCCGGGUGCGCCGCGUCCUCCCCAGGCGGCCCGAGGAGCCCGGCGCGGGCGGAGGCGGGCGAGGGGCGGGUUAAAAGCGGCGGCAGGUGAACGGGGAGGGACCUUAAAGCGCUGGGGCGGCGAAGCUGGGACUGGCCGCUCCUUGGAGGCACUGCCGGAGCCGUAUCGAGCCCCGCCAGCCCGCCCGCGGUGCCUGGCCCCCGGAGCUCCCGGCGGGGCUGAACUGAGCUCUACCCGCGGCACUGCGGAGCAGCUCUCUGUAGGCACGUUAUGUGAAGUACCCGACCAGCUAAAACACCAAGCAAAAUCAAGGCCUCCGCAAUUACAGGUAAUUUGUGACACGCCUAUAACUGUGAAGAGAGCAGCAGGAAGGUCAGACAACUAAAACGAGAGAAUGGAUUGGGGAGCCCUGCAAACCAUUUUAGGAGGUGUAAAUAAACACUCCACCAGCAUUGGGAAGAUAUGGCUCACUGUCCUGUUCAUCUUCCGUAUCAUGAUCCUGGUCGUGGCUGCAGAGAGAGUCUGGGGGGAUGAACAAGAUGACUUUAUCUGCAACACUCUGCAACCUGGUUGCAAGAAUGUUUGCUAUGAUCACUUUUUCCCCAUCUCUCACAUCAGACUCUGGGCCCUGCAGCUCAUCUUUGUUUCCACACCUGCGCUGCUGGUGGCCAUGCACGUAGCUUACAGGAGGCAUGAGAAGAAAAGGCAGUUCAGAAAGGGAGACCAGAAAUGUGAAUACAAGGACAUCGAAGAGAUCAGAAGACAGAGGUUUCGUAUUGAGGGCUCCUUGUGGUGGACGUACACCAGCAGCAUCUUCUGCAGACUGGUCUUUGAGGCUGUCUUCAUGUAUGCAUUUUAUUUCAUGUACGAUGGGUUCAGAAUGCCUCGCUUAAUGAAGUGUGAUGCUUGGCCGUGCCCCAACAUAGUAGACUGCUUUGUUUCUCGACCUACUGAAAAGACGGUGUUUACUAUUUUCAUGAUUGCUGUGUCCAGCAUUUGCAUUCUUUUAAAUGUGGCUGAAUUAUGUUACUUACUGACAAAAUUUUUCCUCAGACGGUCUAAAAAAGCUGGAAAUGCAAAACAUCACCCCAACCAUGAGAAUAAGGAAGAAACCAAACAAAAUGAAAUGAAUGAGUUAAUAUCUGAUAGCUGUCAGAAUCCAGUUAUAGGAUUUUCAAGCAGCUAAGGUGGUGCCAAUGCCCGUGUUCACUCUUUUUGGAGUGAAUGGUUUUUGUUUAAAGGCUGCAAAUGAAAUUUGUUACAUGAAACAAUUUAAGUUGGGCAAGACUUUGUUAUGUAGCAUCAGGUGUCAAUUAUGCAUGUCUGAAAAAUUGAGGGCAGCCUGAACAUGUGAAAAUUACCUGAGGAUUAAAUAGGAAAGUAUAUUUCUAUGAGUACCCUUACAAGCUGACUAUGCCAAGUGGGAAACCCACUAAUACCUUCAUGCUGACACACUCCUGAAAACUACGUGCAACAGCAAUAAGAACAAAAUUCUUUCCAAGCUAGGUAUUCUAGUAUUACAAAACAUUUUGUAAUAGUGAUAGUUUUUACUUGUGAACUGACAAUUAAAGUAUUUUUCUAAACUCUUAAGAUUCCAUGUUACUUAAGGUGUUCUAGUACGCAACUGGCGACAUUUUGUUUCUUAACCAGGUGUAUGUGGAUGAGCUGUGUAACACCACAUUCAUAGAGAGAGCACAACAGUAGGCUGCACCUCUAUAGCUUUGCAAGCACUGCUUGAGACUGGGCAGGUAGCUCAAGAUACUUGUGUGCAUGCUGCUGGCUGUAGGGGAAGUUGUGUGGAAGCCCACCAUGUGUUGUGUGGGUAAUUGAGGUAGCUAGGUCCUGAGUGCAAAGUCAUGCCUAAAACCAGCGUGGCAAUAUAGAUACAGCCUAAGUAGACUUGUUUCAAACAUCUAGCAGACCUGGUGUUCUUCCUGAUCUUUCACUGCCUACUACCAGUUUUAUGUCAAAAUACAUAACUGUAUGUAAAUGUUUAUUUCUCUAAUGUAUUAGCUGUAUUCCUUUAUGCUCUAUCACAUCAUGGAACUUUUUUGGUUUUGAUUUGUUUGCUUUUUUUUUUUUGUGGCAAAUUGAUGGCGCUGUUAUGAAACUAGGGGCUCUUUGGUUUGAAGGACAUGGAAAAGUAUCACUGGAAAAGGAACAAGUCUUCUGAAUAAAAGGCAAACACUUUUCUCAAUGAA
Molecule: messenger RNA, 2230 nt
Organism: Columba livia (rock pigeon)
Lineage: Eukaryota; Metazoa; Chordata; Aves; Columbiformes; Columbidae
Product: gap junction beta-6 protein
Exons: 3
Coding region: 424-1215 (263 amino acids)
Biological process (GO): cell-cell signaling; gap junction-mediated intercellular transport
Cellular component (GO): connexin complex
Molecular function (GO): gap junction channel activity
Source: RefSeq, a predicted model, not a curated record